CGUCAUGAAUUCCCAAUUGUUGCCGGCGUAGAAAAUUCAAAGGCGCGUUACUCAAUUAAUUAUAAAAAUCAAAAUCAAAAUAAAAUUGGACCUCCAAAAUCACUCCUCUCACGAAUCUUUUUCUCCACUCCAACAAUUUCGAUUCGCCUCCAAUCAAACAAUAAUUCCCAGUCAAAAUCAAAAGUCAAAUUAAAAUUAGAAUCAAUCAAACAAUUUUCCUGAAUCUGAAUUUCUGAAGAAGAAGAUGGGGAAGAAAGAGGAAGAGACAGUCCUCGGAAUUCCUUACACAGGAGGACAUCCGCCACCAGGAAUGGUGUAUCAGCCACAACCACCUCCUCAGCCUCAAUAUUACUACGUCGCUAAAAAUCCUUAUCAAAGCGGCAUUCUUCCUCCCAACGCCAUUUUCGACGAUCCUAAAGGUGCCCCUAUUCAUCAGACUUUUUACAGAGAUACCCCUGCUCCUUUCUCCUGCGUUUUCUGCUCCCAUUCUUCCGUCACCUCCGUCAGGUCGAAACCUAGUCUUGCAGCAUUUAUUGGCUGUAUGAUGCCGGCGAUGCUAGGAUUUUGCUUCCUUUGCCCUUCCAUGGAUUGUCUAUGGCAUAAGUAUCACUAUUGCCCUAGAUGUGGAGAAAAGGUUGCUGACUUUGAGAAAUCAGAUCCCUGUGCUGUGAUGGAUCCUCCGCAUUGGGUUGAGAGGAGUUUUGCACUAACCAGCUGAAGCUGAUCAGAUGAUGAGUGCUGGAAAUAUCCUGCGAAGUUGUAGUUGAAAACUGUUGUAGUGACAGAUGGCUCAUGGAGAAAGGGCAGGCUAAAUGAGGAUAGAAGCUUGAAGGUUUUUUACAAGGGAGUUGGAAUAUUAUAGGAUGGUCAAUAGAUUAAAGUGAGAAUCAAACUGAAUAAUACAUGUGCAAUAUUAUAGUGAUUGUAGAUUUUAUUCUUGUUGAUAAUUAAAAGUGAAAAAGAAUCCACUCUUGGUCCAUCAUACCGGAAGCAGAUGAUAAGGAGUCAUCUCAUUUUAUUUUUGUUAGAGGUCAUCUUGGUACAUAUGGAGUACUACAUAGUACAUACUCGUUAGCUGUUACUCACUCUGACUGAAGGGCUCUCCAAAUACUCCGCUUUUUUGUGUUUUCUUGAGCAGAUACUGAAUAUAAU
Spinacia oleracea (spinach) is the source of this 1152-nucleotide messenger RNA. Its product is annotated as GSH-induced LITAF domain protein. The record is from RefSeq and is a predicted model, not a curated record. The coding region runs from base 245 to 718 and encodes 157 amino acids. NCBI's taxonomy places the organism in Eukaryota, Viridiplantae, Streptophyta, Magnoliopsida, Caryophyllales, Amaranthaceae. Gene Ontology annotation, molecular function: zinc ion binding. The transcript has 4 exons.